UCACACGGACAGAGUAAAGCAAUUAAAAAAUUCUGUAAGUGCUGCAAUUCGGCCAAUUAACAUUUUGUAGCUUUUUUGAAAAAUUGUUUUGAAGUUCGCGCUGCGAGCCGCCGGCCAAUCACAAUCGCCAAAGCCGGAGCGGAUGGGAGUAACCAAAAAAUCAUGAUAAAAUUCCCGCUCGGAGACGCCGAUUCGAAGGAGAAAUUUUUCCUCUCGAACAGCUUCGGGGCUGUGGAUGGGGCCGAAUUAAUCCCAAUACACUGUGGGGGCAGGUUGAUCACACCAACGGUUUCAGUCAACGAAUUGGGAAAACAGCUACUGAAAGCGGCAGCUGAAGGCAACGUCGAGGAGACAAGGACGCUGCUGAACAAGGGGGCCCUUUUCACGGCCGAUUGGUUGGGGACCAGUCCGCUGCAUCUGGCGGCGCGUAACAACCACUUGGAAGUGGUUGAAAUCCUACUGAAGGCGGGGAUUUCGCGCGAUGCUCGCACUAAAGUCGACAAGACUUCGCUGCAUAUGGCGGCUGCUGAGGGUCACGUGAGUAUUGUUGAGACGCUUCUUGAGUAUGGCUCGGAUCCCGACUGUCGCGAUUUGUUAGGGAUGACGCCGUUGCAUUGGGCGGCCCAAAACGGACACUUGGACGUGGUCAAGGCCCUCUUGCAACAUUAUGCGCAAACGAACGUUGUCAAUAAGUUCGAUUUGACGCCGGCAGGUGUCGCUGCGCAGAUAGACCGGCAUGAUAUAGUGGCGUUAAUUAAUCGACAAAGUGAGGAAGUGGAAGAGCCUACGAAUGCAGCCCAGCAUCUGACCUUGGAGUUGGUGGAAAAUGAUGAGGGGGCUUUGGAUGGGGCACAUUCGCCGAUUCCGUUAGAAACUAUUUUAAUGGAAGACAAUGAAAGUUCAAUAGACCCCGAAAAGCUACAUUUGAAUAAAAACCCAGAUGAGCAAAACCACGACUUCUCCGAGUCGAUUAAAUUAUUGCAAGAGCACGGAAUUACGAUGCUCCCUAAUGACGACAGCAACAUUUUAACGACGGUUAUGGAGACUGGACAUUCGGUUGUGUUAACGGAUGCCGGAAAACAGGUUUUAAACGCAAUCAAAGAGUCAGAACAGAAGGCGAAUGCCAUAAAUAAAAAGAUCAUAACCGUCACACCACAAGAAUUUUUGUCAAUGGCGUCAAAUUGUAAGAACAAGUCCAAAAACAUAAUUAAACAAAUCAACGGACGGCUCGUUCCAAAGAAUGUGAAACGGAUUGUCAUGAAGAAGAAUAAACUGAUCCCAGUCUCGACUGUAAAUAAUAUGUAUAAAAUCUCGGGUCCUAACGGCGUCACGGACAUGGAGACAGUGAUGACGCAGUUGAUCGAGGCGCGAAAAACGAUAGAAGAAUACAAAAUAAAACUGCUGAAAAAAGAGCAAGAAGCCGAGCGGUACAAACAGCAAUUAAAAUUGUUAAUGGAUGAUAGCUAGUAUCGCUGAUUUGCCAUAUUUUUAAUUGAAUGGGUUAUAAAUAGCGCAAUUUGUCCGGAUUUUACCGGAAAUGUGCUGUUGGUGGCUCGUUAUCUGAAGCGUAAUUGAACUUAAUUACUAUUUUUGUACAUUAAUAUUCGAGUCUUCUUGUAUUUUGCGAGUGAUAACUUGUGUAAUUUAUUUGUUUUUAAUUUUUUGUAAUGUUGUUGAACUAAUGUUGAUAAAAAAGAACGAAAUGAAA
This is a messenger RNA of Tribolium castaneum (red flour beetle), 1708 nucleotides long. RefSeq names its product Ada2a-containing complex component 3 (gene Atac3). Gene Ontology annotation, cellular component: nucleus. Lineage: Eukaryota; Metazoa; Arthropoda; Insecta; Coleoptera; Tenebrionidae. Bases 163 to 1467 code for a protein of 434 amino acids. The record is from RefSeq and is a predicted model, not a curated record. The transcript is spliced from 7 exons. Gene Ontology annotation, biological process: positive regulation of transcription by RNA polymerase II. Gene Ontology annotation, molecular function: protein binding; transcription cis-regulatory region binding.